This is a messenger RNA of Drosophila mauritiana, 919 nucleotides long. RefSeq names its product ribulose-phosphate 3-epimerase (gene Rpe). Lineage: Eukaryota; Metazoa; Arthropoda; Insecta; Diptera; Drosophilidae. Gene Ontology annotation, molecular function: metal ion binding; D-ribulose-phosphate 3-epimerase activity. Gene Ontology annotation, biological process: pentose-phosphate shunt, non-oxidative branch; pentose-phosphate shunt; carbohydrate metabolic process. Gene Ontology annotation, cellular component: cytosol. The transcript is spliced from 3 exons. Bases 132 to 797 code for a protein of 221 amino acids. The record is from RefSeq and is a predicted model, not a curated record.
UUAUCGUAUCGCCUUUCAAAUGUUCCGAGCUCCAGCUCCCCUCUGUGUGACCUCAAGUCAACAAGACGCCGCCCGCGAAACGCGACGUGCUCCACUUGCUCCGCCUGUUGAGUAGCUGUUCCACCAAGAAGAUGCCCGUCCAAGCCAAGAUCGGUCCCAGCAUUCUCAAUGCGGAUCUCUCCAACCUAGCGGCGGAAUCGCAGAAGCUACUGGACAAUGGAGCGGACUACCUGCAUCUGGACGUGAUGGACGGCACUUUCGUGCCGAAUCUCACCUUUGGUCACCCCAUGGUCAAGAGCUUGCGCAACAAGAUCAAGACGGCCUUCUUCGAGACGCACAUGAUGGUCCAGAAUCCGGAGCAGUGGAUAGAGCCCAUGGCCGAUGCGGGCGUCAAUCUCUACACAUUCCACGUCGAGCCGGUGCAGGAUGUCGUCAGAGUCAGUCGCCAAGUGCAGGAGUCGGGGAUGAAGGUGGGCCUGGCUAUUAAGCCGGGCACCGAGGUACAAGAUCUGGAGAAGUACUUGAGCAUCGCCGACGUUGUGCUGGUGAUGACCGUGGAGCCCGGUUUUGGUGGACAAUCCUUCAUGGCCGACAUGAUGCCGAAGGUGAAGUGGCUGCGCGAGAACUACCCCAACCUGGACAUCGAGGUGGACGGAGGAGUGGGACCCAAGACCAUACACUGCUGUGCCGAGGCCGGAGCCAACAUGAUCGUCUCGGGAACCGCCGUGGUGGGCGCCUCCGAUCAGUCGCAGGUCAUCAAGGAGUUGCGCGAUGUGGUGCACAGCUACCUCAAAUAGAGAUGCAUUUAGCAGCUUAAGGAUCGCUAGCUUAAGGAAGAAUUUAUUAGAUAGGCGAAAUGUUUUGACCAAAUUGCAAUUGCAAGUAAUUGAGAAAAUCCUCGGGAAAUAUACCAUUAAAA